UUCUUUCCCCGUGUGGCAUCAUCAUCGUCAUCGGGAUAUAAUCGGGGCAUACAUCCGCUGCUGCGGCUACCGGCGGUUGCUGCUGUUGCUGCUGCUUGCUGCUGCCGCUGUUGGUUUUGAAAUCAACCCCCCACACCAAAUGUCGGCGCCGAGGGUUGAACAAGCUUCGGCUGGCGAUAUCAGCAGUGGGUCCCACGCUGCUGGCCCUUCUCUCCAGGCCCUUGAGGAGAAGGCGAGGCGGCUGCUGAAGCGCCGCCGGUAUGACGACGCGGCCAAAACGUUUAAAACUAUUCUGGAGGUUGCACAAGUUCAACGAGAUGCUGCUGCUGGGCGGGGCCGGCAGCAGCAGCAGCAGCAUUGGCCGGACCCCAAGAGGAUCUGGUCCCUGGAGAUCGGAGCUUUGGAGGGCCUCGCCAUCUGCCUCAGUCGACAGCUAGAGUGA
Messenger RNA from Ectocarpus sp. CCAP 1310/34, 442 nucleotides. The record is from the annotation of a GenBank genome assembly. Lineage: Eukaryota; Phaeophyceae; Ectocarpales; Ectocarpaceae.